CUCAGUUGACGAUCCAAAUCCGUCCAAAUUUUGCGUGCGUCGCGCCAUGUGUCCCUCCCGCGGUUAAGCUAACCCAGCAAAGCAUAUCCGGUGGGAGGAGCAGACAGUCGCCGAGCAAGCAUUCCUCAGUAAGUCGAGCUCAUCGUCGGACGCUGUCUACUGCUGGUAGCCCUGCGUGGUUGUUCUCCGGCAAGUAUUGAAAAAGGUUAACAAGCUGGUUUGUACACAAAAUGAGCAAAUUAUACGCAGACGAGAAGAUUCUCAGCUACAAUGAUGUUGUGCUUAGGCGUUCAGAUCUAGACAUCCUUAGUGGUCCAUAUUUUCUUAAUGAUCGAAUUAUUGAAUUCUAUUUCAGUUAUCUUUCUUCAUGCUAUCCUUCUCAGGACAUCCUGCUGGUUCCACCAUCCAUUGCAUUCUGGAUAAUGAAAUGCCCUGUCAUUGAGGCUUUAAAAGAUUUCUUAGAGCCCCUUCAUUUGACCGAUAAGACACUAGUUAUAUUUCCGAUCAAUGACAAUGAUGAUGUUAGCCAAGCUGAGGGAGGUUCCCAUUGGAGCUUGCUUGCAUAUUACAGAAAUGCUAAUCUCUUUGUUCACCAUGAUAGCACAAUGAGCAUGAAUAAAGAGCCUGCUACGCAGCUAUACAAUGCUGUUGUGGUAUACAUGGGACUCUCCAACUCUGCGUGCAAGGCCAAAUUUCUAGAAUGUCCUGAUUCACCCAAGCAAGUGAAUGGCUAUGAUUGUGGCUUAUAUGUUACAGCCAUAGCGAGAGUGAUAUGUAGUUGGCAUGUAAAUAAUGAAAAUACUGAGAGAGAAAGUCUCUGGUUUUCUGCUGUAAAGGAGCAGGUCACUCCUUCUUUUGUUGCUGAAAUGCGAAGUGAGAUCUUGGCCCUGAUCAGAGAUAUAAUGGCAAGACAGUGAAAGCUGAAUAAGAAUUGUGUUCGUGCUCGAAAUUUUUCAAUCUCAGCCCGAGCUUCCUCCGAUUUAGGAUGGAAGGGAAAUAUUCGGAUCUCCUUUUUAGAUGUGUAGCCGAUAUUAUUUUAUUGUAAUAUUGCAGUCUUUUUGGGUGAAUUUAGAUUAUUAUUUGCCUUCAUUGCCCAUGGAUGAAAUUUUAAUCAAAUAAAUAUUUGUUAUUUGAUUGUUAAUCAAAUGCUAGUAUUAAUUGGACAUUUAAUAAGCUUAA
Messenger RNA from Neltuma alba, 1179 nucleotides. Its product is annotated as NEDD8-specific protease 1. Gene Ontology annotation, molecular function: deNEDDylase activity; cysteine-type peptidase activity. NCBI's taxonomy places the organism in Eukaryota, Viridiplantae, Streptophyta, Magnoliopsida, Fabales, Fabaceae. The transcript is spliced from 2 exons. Gene Ontology annotation, biological process: proteolysis; protein deneddylation. The record is from RefSeq and is a predicted model, not a curated record. Bases 231 to 917 code for a protein of 228 amino acids.